Molecule: messenger RNA, 638 nt
Organism: Suillus discolor
Lineage: Eukaryota; Fungi; Basidiomycota; Agaricomycetes; Boletales; Suillaceae
Exons: 4
Coding region: 60-638 (192 amino acids)
Source: RefSeq, a predicted model, not a curated record
GGACGGAAGCUGGAUGUCGCAUCUUGAUCAACAUACUCUUGUUGAGAGUUGUAUCAGUCAUGUCUCCGGAUACCACGACGGUGAACAUAUUUCCAGAAUUCCCUAUCCCUGGCGCGAUCUUCAACCAACUUGAAGAGUCUGUCAAACGUUCGUUCAGUGGGGUCGUCGACUUCCUGGUGACUAAACUCCCCGCUCAGUACACCGGAUUCCUCCUGACCAAUCCGACCAAAACACUGGUGGAUCUCGGAAACACCCAGGAACCAAUAUCGUCCAACAUAUUCGAAGCCAAACGCGAUAGAGUUCGGGAGGGUCUGCCUCAAGCUACAAUUGCUGCGGCUUCGUAUUGCCAAUUGCGGGGCUUAAAUGACAUCAGGGAUGUUGUCACCAACGGAGAACAGUGGAUUUUCUUCGUGUACAGAAGGCACACAGAUGAUACUGGUGCUGCAUCGUGUCAAAACAACUCAAACCAUUCUCGCACGACAACGCACGAUAUUGACUACCUUUGCAUCGUGCAUUCGUCCAAAUUUCUUAUCCAGAUCGUGCGAGGGCGGUUUCAAUUGGCGGUGCACGAUGCUGCACUCUCCGGACGUCUCGCACUCUCCGGUUUUGACUGGGCGUCACCCAUCAUCCCUGCCUGA